Molecule: messenger RNA, 777 nt
Organism: Aspergillus steynii IBT 23096
Lineage: Eukaryota; Fungi; Ascomycota; Eurotiomycetes; Eurotiales; Aspergillaceae
Exons: 4
Coding region: 155-640 (161 amino acids)
Source: RefSeq, a predicted model, not a curated record
ACCAUACUACUUACUAUAUCCAUAAGAUCCCCCCCCCCCUAUCUCGGCCGACGUUCUGUCCCCGGCGCGAGUCGAAUUCGACUCGCGGACCUUGAGCUUUGUUGGAGGGCGAGAUUGCAAAUUGCAACCCUCAAUCUUCAACUCGGGCUGAUCAAUGAAACUAAGGAAAAGGAAACCUCGUCAAACAGCAAACCAGCCAGCACAAAAGCAGCCAGCAAAAAAGCAGCCAGCAAAAAAGCAGCCAGCAAAAAAGCAGGCAAAUCCUACCGGGGGGACCGCGAAUACCGCGAUGGCCCAGCCCCCCCAUGAUCCGCUGCAGGAUGCAUUACCCGGGAAUCCAGCCGACGUGACCAGCUUCUUGUCAACCAUAGACGCUGACCCUGAGACGGAAGAGCUUCAAUUAGCCGCUUAUCUGGGAUUUGGUACCCGCCGCGACCUGCGAUACUUUGCAAUUUCUUGGCCGGUCUUGGACUGCCUGAGGAUCUUCUUCACGCUUUUUCCUGCGGAGCUUACGUGGCUGAAUACCAGGUACCUUAACUAUAUGAUCGGGGUCCUUACGAUGUUUGGGCCUUUGACCCCGGACUGCUGCAACUUAAUCAGACGACAACGUAUAUGCACAUUGCAUAUUUUCUGGAAAUAAUGCUCCAGCAAAUCAAAGACCAAAGUCUUCGCCGAAUUGGGCCGUCGGGUGCCCCCAUUGAGUUGCGAGAUACCCCCCAGACUGUACACUCCAGCUUCCGGAGAAACUUGUGAUGAGGGAUUCAAUCGGUGCUGCAA